Messenger RNA from Fundulus heteroclitus (mummichog), 895 nucleotides. RefSeq names its product endonuclease domain-containing 1 protein-like. Gene Ontology annotation, molecular function: nucleic acid binding; metal ion binding; hydrolase activity. The record is from RefSeq and is a predicted model, not a curated record. The transcript has 2 exons. Bases 1 to 885 code for a protein of 294 amino acids. NCBI's taxonomy places the organism in Eukaryota, Metazoa, Chordata, Actinopteri, Cyprinodontiformes, Fundulidae.
AUGGCGCUUUGGCUGCAGGUGGGUCUCCUGCUGGCCAGCUUAUCAACGGCGGUGCGAGGGCGAGUGGAGGAAGAGCUGUCUCCGGAGUGCAGGGCGUUCCUCUACAUGGGAACGCCGCCGACGGGCCUGGAGCACCACUCCGUCAAGUACAUUUGUCAGUUUUACAACAAGAAGCCGCGCUACGUGACCCUGUACAGCACCGAGGACCACAUCCCUAUCUACUCCGCCUACACCUUCAAACGCUCCGAUGGGGAGAAGUGCAUAGAUGUUCCCUGGAUGUACGAGCCUCAGCUGUCCACUUCUUUAGGCACAGACGAGAUGCAGCCCUUCCCGCGUGGUUACAUGCACAUGAAUUUCGAAGACGCCCAGGCGGUUCUGGACGACUACACCAACGCCAUAUACCACGAGCGAGGGACCCUGAACCCGGACGAGCAUCAGAACGAGCCGGACGACAAGGCCUCCACCUACACCCUCACCAACGUGGUGCCCGUGGUGCCCGACUUCAACGACAGGAUCUGGAACAAGCAGGAGCACGUCGUCCGCAAACGGCUCAACAACUACUGCCGCGGCACGGCCUACGUCGUGACCGGCAUCACCACGUCGGGGACGAUGAUCCGCCGGGAGAACAUGAACCGCAUCGCGGUGCCCGCCUACCUGUGGUCGGCUUACUGCUGCGCCGACUACGACCACAACACGCCGUUUGCCGAGCGCUACAAGUUCCCGUCGUUUGCGCAUUACGGCCUGAACCAGGAGGACACCAGCCAGAUGGUGGAGCUCUCUGUGCAGAAGCUGAAGGAGUUCCUCAAGAACACCAAGUUUGUGAACCCGGACUUUCAGAUUUUUGUCGGGGACUGCGACCCUCAGUCAUCCGGGAAAACCGAUUAACCAAAGCACU